Molecule: messenger RNA, 1009 nt
Organism: Thermothielavioides terrestris NRRL 8126
Lineage: Eukaryota; Fungi; Ascomycota; Sordariomycetes; Sordariales; Chaetomiaceae
Exons: 3
Coding region: 151-924 (257 amino acids)
Molecular function (GO): phosphatase activity
Source: RefSeq, a predicted model, not a curated record
CAGGUCGCGCCGGGAACCAGGGACAAACGCCUAGCAGAGACUUUCCAGUAAAAGCCGCACGGAUCUUGGGUUGUAUUCGGACGCCAUCGCUCAUUCCUCAUCUCUCACCUUUCAUCUCACCCGCAUCCCGCCCGCCUCACCGCUGCCAGAAUGGGGUCAGCGGGGCCGACCGCGCUGCCGGCACUCAGGACGAACCCCAAGUUCAUCUUCUUCACCGACUUCGAUGGCACCAUCACGCAGCAGGACAGCAAUGAUUUCAUGACCGACAACCUCGGCUUCGGCCCCGUCCUGCGCAAGAAGGGCAACGAGGACGUGCUCUACGGCCGCCGCGACUUCCGCGACGCCUUCCGGGACAUGCUCGACAGCGUGGCCACGCCCUUCAACAUGUGCAUCGACAUCCUGCGCAAGAACAUCACCCUCGACCCGGGCUUCAAGGCCUUCUUCGAGUGGGCCCGCGAGAACAACGUGCCCAUCGUCGUGCUCAGCGGCGGCAUGGAGCCCAUCAUCCGCGCCCUGCUGGCCCACCUGCUCGGCCAGGAGGCUGCCGACUCCCUGCAGAUCGUCAGCAACAACGUGGCGCCGCGGAACGGGAAGAGCAUCAAUGACGUUGGGGGGUGGCAGAUUGUCUAUCACGACGACAGCGGCUUUGGCCACGACAAGUCCCUCGAGAUCCGCCAAUACUCGAGGCUCCCCGCGGAGGAGAGACCGGUCCUCUUCUACGCCGGCGACGGCGUGUCUGACCUGUCGGCGGCCAAGGAGACCGACCUGCUGUUUGCCAAGGCGGGGCGUGACCUCAUCACCUACUGCGAGAAGGAGAACGUGCCGUUCACCACGUUCAACGAUUUCAGUGAUAUCCACGCCGUGGUCAAGGACAUUGUGACUGGCAAGCUUUCCGUCAAAGAGGCUGCCACGGGGAGGAAGUGAGACCAGGGCCUGGGUGGUGAUCCUGUGCAGGUCACAGGGAUGUGGAUGGCACCAUCUAAGCGCUAGAACGAUAGACGAUAGACUG